AAAUUCCGGCGACAGCAGGGCAAAACAGGAGCUGAUUCGAGCUGGCAGAGCUGGGCCAUGGAACCGGUAGAGACCUGGACCCCCGGAAAGGUGGCAACUUGGCUGAGAGGUCUUGACGACUCCCUGCAGGACUAUCCCUUUGAGGACUGGCAGCUGCCUGGCAAGAACCUGCUCCAGCUCUGCCCCCAAAGCCUCGAGGCUCUGGCUGUGCGGUCUCUGGGACACCAGGAGCUCAUCCUGGGCGGGGUGGAACAGCUCCAGGCCCUGAGCUCCAGGCUACAGACAGAGAACCUGCAAAGCCUGACAGAGGGACUUCUGGGGGCAACCCAUGACUUCCAGAGCAUAGUCCAAGGCUGCCUGGGGGACUGUGCCAAGACCCCUAUUGAUGUCCUCUGUGCAGCUGUGGAGCUGUUGCAUGAAGCUGACGCCCUCCUCUUCUGGCUCAGCAGGUACCUCUUCUCCCACUUAAAUGAUUUCUCAGCAUGCCAGGAGAUCCGAGACUUGUUGGAGGAGCUGAGCCAGGUCUUGCAUGAGGAUGGUCCAGCGGCUGAGAAGGAGGGCACAGUCCUGAGGAUCUGCAGCCACGUGGCUGGGAUCUGCCACAACAUCCUGGUCUGCUGCCCCAAGGAGCUGCUGGAACAGAAGGCCGUGCUCGAGCAGGUGCAGCUGGACAGUCCAUUGGGCCUAGAAAUUCACACCACCAGCAAUUGCCAGCACUUUGUGUCCCAAGUGGACACCCAGGUUCCCACUGACUCCCGACUGCAGAUCCAGCCUGGAGACGAGGUUGUCCAGAUCAACGAGCAGGUGGUGGUGCGUGAGGAGAGGGACAUGGUGGGAUGGCCCCGUAAGAACAUGGUGAGGGAACUGCUGCGGGAGCCAGCCGGACUCAGCUUAGUGCUGAAGAAGAUCCCGAUACCGGAGACCCCCCCACAGACGCCCCCUCAGGUCCUGGACUCCCCGCACCAGAGGAGCCCAUCACUGUCUCUGGCCCCACUGUCUCCCAGGGCCCCAUCUGAAGACGUCUUUGCCUUUGACCUGUCUUCAAACCCCAGUCCCGGACCCAGCCCUGCCUGGACAGACUCUGCCUCCCUUGGCCCUGAGCCCCUGCCCAUCCCCCCGGAACCCCCAGCCAUACUCCCAGCAGGGGUAGCAGGGACUCCAGGGCUCCCUGAAUCCCCUGACAAGAGUCCUGUUGGUCGGAAGAAAUCAAAAGGCCUGGCGACCCGGCUGAGCCGCCGGCGGGUGUCAUGCCGUGAGCUGGGCCGGCCGGACUGUGACGGCUGGCUCCUGUUGCGAAAGGCACCGGGCGGCUUCAUGGGCCCGCGCUGGCGCCGCCGCUGGUUUGUGCUCAAGGGACACACGCUCUACUGGUACCGCCAGCCCCAGGAUGAGAAGGCUGAGGGCCUCAUCAAUGUCUCCAACUAUAGUCUGGAAAGUGGACAUGAUCAGAAGAAGAAAUAUGUGUUUCAGCUCACCCAUGAUGUGUACAAACCCUUCAUCUUCGCUGCUGAUACCCUGACAGAUCUGAGCAUGUGGGUGCGUCAUCUCAUUACCUGCAUCUCCAAGUACCAGUCUCCAGGCCGGGCCCCCCCACCCCGAGAGGAAGACUGCUACAGUGAGACCGAAGCAGAGGACCCGGACGAUGAGGCUGGGUCCCACUCAGCCUCGCCCAGCCCUGCUCAAGCUGGGAGUCCCCUCCAUGGAGACACAUCACCUGCAGCCACCCCCACACAGCGCAGCCCACGGACCUCCUUUGGCUCUCUGACAGACAGCAGUGAAGAGGCACUGGAAGGAAUGGUACGGGGGCUGAGGCAGGGUGGCGUGUCCCUCCUAGGCCAGCCACAGCCCCUGACCCAGGAACAGUGGCGGAGCUCUUUCAUGCGGCGCAACCGAGACCCUCAGCUCAAUGAGCGAGUGCACCGUGUGCGGGCGCUACAGAGCACACUCAAGGCAAAGCUGCAGGAGCUGCAGGUCCUAGAAGAAGUGCUGGGUGACCCUGAGCUGACAGGAGAGAAGUUCCGCCAGUGGAAGGAGCAGAACCGGGAGCUGUACUCAGAGGGCCUGGGGGCCUGGGGAGUGGCACAGGCUGAAGGCAGCUCCCACAUCUUGACCUCUGACUCCACAGAACAGUCCCCCCACUCCCUGCCCUCUGACCCUGAAGAGCACUCCCAUCUCUGCCCCCUGACCUCAGAGAGCAGCCUCCGACCUCCUGACCUCUGACCCUGGCCAGCACUCUAGCUCCUGACCUUUGACCCGAGGGCCACCUCAACCCCAGCUUCUGACGUGUCCAGGACAGAGCAUCCCUGGAUUCUGUUCAGGGUGGGAAGUAGUACUGCUAGUCAUGGUCUCACCCCGAGCUGACCCCUCUGCCUGGGCUUUGUGCCACCCUCUCCCUUGCCAAAGAAGAAACUCUCCCCCCAAAUCCUCCAACCUCUGGGGCCACAGCCCUGCCCCUCCAGUUCCUUGGCAGUUCUCCCCCAAACCAGGUCUGUACAGGUGUUCUUUAUUUUACAUGAGGGCUACUUUCCAACCAAAUAAAGUCAAUUUUUCUAAGAA
Messenger RNA from Homo sapiens (human), 2556 nucleotides. RefSeq names its product connector enhancer of kinase suppressor of Ras 1 (gene CNKSR1). Gene Ontology annotation, cellular component: membrane; cytoplasm. The record is from RefSeq and is marked reviewed. Lineage: Eukaryota; Metazoa; Chordata; Mammalia; Primates; Hominidae. Bases 58 to 2220 code for a protein of 720 amino acids. The transcript is spliced from 21 exons.